This is a messenger RNA of Ogataea polymorpha, 486 nucleotides long. RefSeq lists its product as uncharacterized. NCBI's taxonomy places the organism in Eukaryota, Fungi, Ascomycota, Pichiomycetes, Pichiales, Pichiaceae. The transcript has a single exon. The record is from RefSeq and is a predicted model, not a curated record. The annotation marks the transcript as partial.
GUUCUGGCUCCGUGACGAUGACGUCGACCGUGACAUUGUUCAACGAAUUCACAUCCCGCUUCUGCUCCAUACUCGGCCGACUGGGUGUUGACUGUCCGGCGAUUCCUACACUGGCUGCCAUGCAGCUGCAACAGCGCGAUUUCAGGGAGCCAACGGCAAUUGCCUACGCGAACUAUUUCAACGGGUCGAUUUCGGUUCCCACAACAACUGCUGAGGCUAGCAGGCAGUACAGCACGGCCAAAGUCACCGAGUCCAGUGACUCUACCCUGCAAACAAGCACGGUGGGUGUAUCGUCAACGGUCAGAAACGUGACGUUCCAAAACGCUGCCGGUGUGUCGCCGGACUCGAGUCUAUCAGCAGUAGUCAGCGUCGUCGGCUUCGCAUUUGCGCUUCACUGCUUUAUGUUUGAGUGAUCUGUUUUCCUUUCUCAUUGCUUCUCUAUAGCUGGCUCUUCGCACUGAAUAGACGUGUGCUGCUCAAUAAAAU